AUGGGGAGUGGAAUGAGCAAGAUUGUCAAAGGCCUUUACCUGGGGAACAUCCGUGACUCUGAGGAUCAGGAAAACCUGCUGAGGAACGGGGUGACACACAUCCUCUCCAUCCACAACCGUGCCAGGCCAGUACUGGAGGACAUGACCUAUCUCUGUAUCUCAGCCUCAGAUUCAUCCAGUCAAAACCUGCUGCAGCAUUUUAAGGAGUGCAUCAGGUUCAUCCACGAGUGCCGUCUGAGCGGGGGAGGCUGCCUGGUCCAUUGCCUGGCUGGGGUCUCCCGCAGCACCACCAUCCUGGUGGCUUAUCUCAUGACAGUGACAGAGCUGGGCUGGGAAGGCUGCCUGGCUGCCACCAAGGCCCUCAGGCCCUAUGUCAGCCCCAACACUGGCUUCCAGCAGCAGCUGCAGGACUACCAGCUGACCUUGCUGCAGGAGUACCGCGCCUGGAUCCGCCGUGACUAUGGCAGGAACCCAUUCAAGGACCAGGAGGAGCUGCAGUGCUUGCUGGCCCAGCAGGAGCAGAGGCAGAAGGAGCAGCAGCUGGGCAGCAGGGAUUGCUCCUGGCUCCAUCCUCCAGCUCCCACCUACCCGCUCCCGUCCCACGCAGGUGGCAGCAGCAGCAGAUGGAUGAGCGGAUAAGCAGCCGGCUGCUCGCAGGCAGACGCUGGCCCUGGGGCUUGGAGAAAACAAUCCUUCCCUUUGCCAGGUGCCCACGGGGGUUGGUGUCUGGGACAGCAAGCAGCCAGUGCUGGCAUCAGCUCCAGGCUCGAGGGCUGGAGUGGGGGAGUCAGGACUCACAGGUCAUCCCUCUGGCUGCUGGCUCCCUGUACACGUCUGGGCAAGCCGGGUAGUUGAUGAUAGUGUCACUGCACAAUGGAUUGUGGCCACUUUUCCAUCACCCAGAGCAGCAGCAAGCCCCAGCCCUCUCUCCAGGAGCCUGGUACACAGGCACUCCUCCAGCAGAGCACAGAGAUGCCAACACAGACCUUGGAAUGCCAGGGUGGGAUGAAAUGGGGAGAGGCCACGUUGUCUUCUGCUUUGUUGUGAAGCUGGGGCAGAUGUAGCCUGCAAGGCUGCUCCAAGGAGAGGGAUGGAUCCUGGGUUGUGGGUGUGCUGCUGAGCCCCAGCUCACACCCUGGGGGACAGGGAGAGCAGCCAGAGGCUGAGCUGCUCAUGGGGCUGCAGAUGCCCCUCCCUGUCUUUGGACUUCCCUGGGCAGCUGGUCCUUGGCUGAUGUCUGUGGCAUUUUUCUUAACCCACUCCCCCUGGGGAGGGGGGAAAUCCAGCAAUGCCAGAGACUGCCCAUCCCCACUGCCUCCAUUCCCAGAGCCAGAGUGGUUUUGGGUUUCUUCUGAUGCCCAAUCUGAGCAUCCCUGGUUGCAAAAGAAGCCAAUUGUUUGAUUGGACUCAGCUGACCCACACACCAAUUUAAUGCUGCUCCUCUCCUACAGCCUUUUUCACACUGAGGAUUGCAUGUGUCCCUUUUUUCAUCUCAGACUCAUAGACCAUGUUUCCAAAGGUGGGGCUCACUUCCUUCCUUUGCCAGGACCCCCCCCAUCCAUCCUACAGGGAGGGUCUCAACCCAUCAACACAGCUCUGGGAUAUUUACACCUUCAACUCUUUCAGCUUGGCUUUUUUACUGCAAAUACCUUGCCAGCCUUCUCGACAAUAUCUCUUCUGCAAUCUAUUCCAAAGGGAAAAAAAACCAUCAACAAGGCAUUGAAAUUACUUCUAGGAAUUCCCUUAAUGGAGAUUUCUGGGUAAUCCAAGUGGGAGUGACUCACCCAACUCCUAAUAAAGAGCAGAGUGAUUGAAACCAUGAGGAUGGUUAGUCUUGAUUGCUGGUAUUCCUGGUGGGAAUGGAAGGAUGGACUGACAUGACCACUCCAUUCCUGUGUCCUGUUUCCUGUUUUCUUGAUGAGAACCACCAUCAAAAAGAAGAGUUUUAAAGACUCAAUGUUAAAGAAGACAUAUGGGAGCUUUUCCUUGUCUUUUUUAGCCUGAAAAAGGGUCCUUUUGGCUGUUAUUCUCCGCGGAGGUGUGCUGUGGUUCAUGCACAGGGAAAGGAUGUGAUCAAGGACCCCAAAUGCUGCUGAUGGAGUGGACUUGAGGGAAGCUGAGCAAACUGGGUUGAUAUGGGGUUUGAUGCCUCCAUUUAUCAUUUUAGGAAGGAGAAAAAUGGAACUUGCACACAGGAAAAAAAGAGAAGAAAGUUGGUUUCUGGAGUGACUGGGAAGUCAUCAGAGGUGUUGCCUGGGGGGAUUGUGGUGGCUCCUUGGGAGGUUUCCAAACCCCUCUGGAUGUGUUCCUGUGCCCCCUGAUCAAAGGGAACCUGCUUUAGCAGGGAGUUGGGCUGGAUGAGCUCUGGAGGGUCCUUCCAACCCCCACUAUCCUGGGAUUCUGUGAGAUGGGAUGAACAAUGAUCAGGUGUGCAGUAGGUGUGACAAGCUCUGUGGAGCACUGCUGGCCCAUCACCUACACCAGCUGGGAUGGUCAUGUCCCUUCCCA
Molecule: messenger RNA, 2508 nt
Organism: Colius striatus (speckled mousebird)
Lineage: Eukaryota; Metazoa; Chordata; Aves; Coliiformes; Coliidae
Product: dual specificity protein phosphatase 22-A
Exons: 7
Coding region: 1-639 (212 amino acids)
Biological process (GO): transforming growth factor beta receptor signaling pathway; regulation of cell population proliferation; protein dephosphorylation
Cellular component (GO): cytosol
Molecular function (GO): protein tyrosine/serine/threonine phosphatase activity
Source: RefSeq, a predicted model, not a curated record